Molecule: messenger RNA, 1970 nt
Organism: Periophthalmus magnuspinnatus
Lineage: Eukaryota; Metazoa; Chordata; Actinopteri; Gobiiformes; Gobiidae
Exons: 9
Coding region: 130-1497 (455 amino acids)
Biological process (GO): synaptic transmission, glutamatergic; monoatomic ion transport; modulation of chemical synaptic transmission
Cellular component (GO): AMPA glutamate receptor complex; plasma membrane; postsynaptic membrane
Molecular function (GO): transmitter-gated monoatomic ion channel activity involved in regulation of postsynaptic membrane potential; AMPA glutamate receptor activity
Source: RefSeq, a predicted model, not a curated record
GCCCCUGGCUCCACUGCAGCUGCUGUGAAGUCCCCCAGCAUAGAGGAGCCAGAGUACCAGACAGACCACCAUACCAGGACCAACCUGCCCGGACCACUGCCCUGAAACGCUCACUCCACUCGGGACAAAAUGAGGAGCUGUGUGGGUCUGGUGCUAGCUGCUGUGUGCGCUUUGGCUGCAAGCGGAGAUGUCAAGGAGCUAUUCAUCACCACCAUAAAGGAGGAGCCAUACGCCAUGAGCCGUGGCAGUGAGCUGGAGGGAUACUGCAUAGACCUGUUGACUGAGCUGGCCAAACGAGUGGGCUUCACCUACAAGAUCCACCUGGUGAAGGACGGGCGCUAUGGGGUCAUGGACCAGAGCGGCCAGUGGAACGGCAUGAUCGGAGAGGUCAUCCAGGGGGAGGCAGACCUGGCAGUGGCACCCCUCACCCUCACCUCAGUGCGUGAGCGGCACGUAGACAUGAGCACCCCAUUCCUUCAGACUGGCCUGGGCUUUAUCCUGAACAAGGACCUGGUGACCCACGAGAGCACACUCAGCCUGCUUGCACCCUUCUCCGCCGACAUGUGGGUGGGGCUGCUCAUUGCCUUCCUCCUCACUGGGCUCUCUAUCUUCCUCGUGUCCAGGAUGAGUCCGUCUGAGUGGGCGGAGCCAGAUAAGGAGCAGACUACCUUCACUCUGCUGCACAGUUUCUGGUACAUCACUGGAGCGCUCACUCUGCAGGGUGCUGGCCCUCACCCCAAAGCUGUAGCUGGACGUGUGAUCACUGCCAUCUGGUGGAUUUUUUCGGUACUGCUCCUGGCCUGUUACUUUGCCAAUUUCUACGCCAUGAUCCACACGGACAAAAAGCAAGCGUCCAUCAGAACCUUCAGCGAUCUGGCCAAUCAGGACCUGAUUGAGUACGGGGCAGUGGAGGGUGGAUCAACUUCACAGUUCUUCAAGACGUCCAAGAUCGCCCUGUACCAGCGCAUGUACGAGCAGAUGGAGAAGAAGCGGAGCUUUGUGGCAAACACGGGAGAGGGCGUGCGACGGGCUCAAGAAGGGAACUUUGCUUUCAUCGGGGAAGCCGUGUCCCUGGACCUGGCUGUGGCCCGGUAUUGCUCCCUCACGCGUUCUGAGGAAGUGGUGUCUGAGCGUGCCUACAGCAUCGCAGCACCUCGAGGCUUCCCUCUGAUAAAGAACCUGUCCAUUGCCAUCCUGGAGCUGAGUGAAUCUGGGACGCUGGCUUACCUGAGGAACAAGUGGUGGGCACGGAGCUGCAUGGGGGACCACGAGGGGGGUUCCCUGGAGGCACAUGACCUGAGGGGGCUGUUUGUUCUGCUGGGGCUGGGGCUCAGCCUAGGCGUCUUGCUGGCUCUGCUGGAGCUACUGUCCAAAGCCCAUCGCCAGGCCAAGGAUGACAAGAGGUCAUGCUGCUCUGUGCUAACGUCAGAGCUGGGCCGGCGCUUCGGGGGGGCAGCGGAGAUUGCGGAGGCGGAAUCUGAAAAGAGCAAAGCCUGAAGCUCCAACAGGUCGUGUGGGUCAUGCCCUUAACUUCCCUAUCAGUUUUCCUGUGUCUCUAUGUUAGUCUGUCUGUAGGCUGGGUUCACCUCUGUCAACAUUUGAGAUGGAAGAAUUUGGAAAGAAGGGUUUACAUGUUUAUUUUUAAAGAAAUAUCCGAAUAGUCAGAUUGUUAUUACUGAAACAUUAACCGUGAACCAGGUCAAAAUGUAAGCAGUAUGAAAAGGAAAAAUGUACCACAGAUUUCUGACUGUCCUCCAUCUCAUCUUUGAAACUCUUUAGACUCUUUAGAAUGUCAUGUCAUCUGUACCCAAAAUACAUGUCUCCACACAUCCUCAGUUCUGUAGGCAGAUUUAAUGUUACAUGUGUGCUAACUGUAGAAUAUUCUACUGUGUUUUAUUUUGCUUGUUUGUGUGAUAAACCUGAUGACUGUUUUGUGCUUUAUUCGUGAUUAAACCGGAGGAAACCACAUG